Messenger RNA from Octopus sinensis (East Asian common octopus), 1125 nucleotides. Its product is annotated as solute carrier family 35 member E1 homolog. The record is from RefSeq and is a predicted model, not a curated record. NCBI's taxonomy places the organism in Eukaryota, Metazoa, Mollusca, Cephalopoda, Octopoda, Octopodidae. Gene Ontology annotation, molecular function: antiporter activity. Gene Ontology annotation, cellular component: Golgi apparatus. The annotation marks the transcript as partial. The transcript has 5 exons.
CAUGUUUCUCUCUCUCUUUCUAGUGCCAGCCAGCCAGCCAGUCAGACCGGCCGACUGGCUUUCAGCAUUUGUUUUCAACGUGUCUCUUAAUUUCGAAGUCUUUGACACAACCAGAGGACAGCUGUCAGUGGUCGGUAUGGGAACCUAAUCGGUCAAGGAUCACAUACAUAUAUAUAUGUAUAUAUAUAUAUAUAUGUAUACAUAUAUAUAUACAUAUUAUAUGCCUUUAAAUACAAAACACUGCCUUAAAACCCUCUUAACAUCAACACCAUCACACAAAAAAAGAUAGCACACACACAUAUACUCACAUACAUACAUACAAACACAUUCACAUCAUCAUCAUCAACAUUAUAUAUAUAUAUAUAUAAUCUUGUCAUUAUUUUCCGUUGUUGAUUAUUAUUUACCUACUUAUUUAUUAAUUUUUGGGGUGUAUGAUUCUCCCAAAUGUGGAAUGAAACCGUCUUUUUCGAGGCUAUGAAAAUCGUCGGAUUAUGUGUUAUGUGGUAUUCAUCAAGCGCCAGCGGUAAUAUCGUAGGCAAGAUGUUGCUCACGGACUUUCCUUAUCCCAUGACAGUAACCAUGGUCCAAUUGAUCUCGAUAUCUGUCUACCUGACGCCGCUGUUACGCCUGAAAUCGGUUUCGACCUCUUCUGGACAUGUGGCCAGCAUACCGCGAAACUAUUACAUGAAAAUGAUUAUACCAUUAGCGAUGGGAAAGUUCCUGGCUUCUGUUUCUUCACACGUUAGUAUAUGGAAAGUUUCCGUGUCGUACGCACAUACAGUAAAGGCUACGUUACCCUUAUUUACUGUGAUUCUAUCUCGUAUUCUGCUGGGGGUGAAGCAAACCAUGUAUAUCUAUGUGUCGUUGUUACCCAUUAUCGGAGGAGUAGUCAUCGCCACGGUAACGGAACUCUCUUUCGAUAUUAUUGGCCUUUUCAGUGCCCUCUUCUCCACCAUGGGGUUUUCUCUCAUGACAAUCUUCUCCAAGAAGUGUUUAAAAGAUACAGGUAUGCAUCACAUGAGAUUACUAGUGAUGCUAGCUCGCUGGUCUGCCCUGUGUUUCUUCCCCAUCUGGUUUACGUACGAUGUCAGGAGAAUACUCAUUAAUCUAGAUACUGUAAGAGCG